This is a messenger RNA of Poecile atricapillus (Black-capped chickadee), 4334 nucleotides long. RefSeq names its product glycoprotein V platelet (gene GP5). The record is from RefSeq and is a predicted model, not a curated record. Gene Ontology annotation, cellular component: extracellular matrix. Gene Ontology annotation, molecular function: protein binding. Lineage: Eukaryota; Metazoa; Chordata; Aves; Passeriformes; Paridae. Bases 713 to 2704 code for a protein of 663 amino acids. The transcript has 3 exons.
CAAAGCAUUAAGUAAAAAGCCCUUCGUUCCUUACUGAAAUUGUUUUGACUCCAAUCCUGCAAGAAAUUAUAAGUUAGAGCAGCUUGGUGAAGGUAUGAGCAUUUGCUUUAAAGAGGAUGUGUCCAGUCCUUCAAAACCUAUGUAGCAGACUGGUGACAAAUUUGAAAUUUACGAUCACAUCUCACAUUGAAAUGUAGAUUUCUGACUUCACUCAGAUUUGCUUUGGGUUGGCUGAAACACAGACUCCAAUAUUACUGCCAAAGAAGCUACAGGUGGGUUUUCUGCUGUUGGGUGUGUGACUUAAAACUUCCUCCUGUUACAUGAGUGGCUUCAAGCCCUGCUUUUGGAGUUGCAUGCAACCUGCAGGAGUUGGUUGCUUGAACAGUUGUAGGCAAAAAUCUGCUCUGAAGUUUCAGAUAUUGUUUGGCCUUUGGCCUGUCUCAGUAACUGGGCAAAUAUGGGUUAAAGUGUUAUCUAGAGGAUGCGUUUUGCUGUUUUACUUCCCAUUUAAAGUGCAGUGUCAUGGUGAAGCCUGAUUGCCUGCUCUGCUCCUAGUAAGUUCCUUUAAAAAGCAGAUAAGUUUCUAAGGUACAGCUCAAAAUUCCUUUUUCAUGCUUCUAUGAGUUUAGGAACUUGCAAGACAGUAAAAGAGUCUUAAGAAAUAUUUAGGGGGCAGCUGAAAGGGAAGAGGCUGUAGACCAGACCUUGGUAAAUGACCAGCCAGGCUGGUGCCUUUUCUGGAAUGCCAGCUAAUGUUUCUGGCACUUCAACAAGGAUGUUGGUGUUUCGUUUAUCAGUGAUGAUCAAGCUUUUCUUCCAGUUGGAUGCAUCUCUUUGUCCUGAGAAGUGUGACUGCUCUUCAAAAAAUGCAGUUUAUUGCUCUGGCCCCCACAUAAAAGACCUGGAAUUGUUAAAUCUGCCUUGCAACAUGACAGAAAUUCACAUAACAAAUGGUAACAUAUCGUACUUGCAGGAUGUUUUUGCUAGGAUGGUGGAACUGCAGCAUCUCAUCCUGUCUUCAAACAACAUUGCUCUGGUUUCACCUAUGGCUUUUAAAGGCUUGGGAAGGCUAAAAGUCCUCAAACUGCUAGGUAAUAAGCUGGUUGAACUUCCCCCAGGAGCAUUUGAUGACAUGGUGCAGCUUCAGCAAUUGAUCAUUGAAAGUAACAGGUUGACAUCUAUCGAGGAAAAUCUCUUUGACAAACUGGCUAGUUUGCAGGAGCUCUACUUGAACAAAAACCAACUAACAGCACUUCCCAGUGGUGUGAUGAAGAAACUCACCAAACUCAGAGUACUGAACUUGUCAAGAAAUUACUUAGCAGCACUGCCUGGAAGUAUAUUUAGUGCAUUAGCCAGGCUUGAGAGGCUGAUGCUGUACAUUAAUAGACUGUCUUCAAUAGAAUCUGGUGUGUUUGAUAGCCUGAAGGAGCUGCAGGAUCUUUUCCUGCAUUCCAAUAAUAUCCAUUCCAUUGCUCCUGAUGCAUUUCAUUGCCUUCGUAAACUAAGAACUCUGACACUCUCCAGAAACAGGCUUCAGACUUUGCCUUCUGGGCUUUUUUUGCACUUGCAUGACCUGUCUAAACUGACCUUGUACGGGAACCCACUGAAGUCUCUUCCAGAAGUAUUGUUUGGAGAGAUGAGGCAUCUUGGUAGCCUAUGGCUGUAUCACACAAAGCUCUCAACAAUACCAGAUUUUGUGUUCAGUAACUUGACAAAUUUAGAGCUUCUUGUGCUGAGUUUUAACCCAGAGCUUACAGUUCUUCCCAGGAAUGUAUUCAGUGGUCUGAAUGAACUGCGGGGCCUUUCUCUCCAUACAAGUAAUAUUUCCAGUUUGCCAGAGGGAAUCUUUCUUAGCCUUCACAAAUUGCAGAACAUUUCCCUCUUUGAUACAAGGCUUGAGGAUCUUCCUAGAAACCUCUUUCAUAAUCUCAAGCACCUCCAGAAAGUUUACCUGAAUAGUACUAACCUGCAGUCUCUUCCUGCAGACUUCUUUACUGCUUUACCUGAGCUGGAAGAAGUUGUCCUUGACAACAACCCUUGGAAAUGUGAUUGCCAAAUUCUUGGCUUUCGAGAAUGGCUCCAAAAGAGCACAACUAUAGUUAAAAAUGUGCCAUCUCUAAUGUGCCACAGCCCAAAGGCAAUGCAGAAUAUUUCUCUUGUGUCUCUAAGCAUCAAUGACCCAGACUGCCAACCAACCACAGCUAUGACCUAUCAGACAUUCAGCUCAACUUAUUCCCAGACUUCAACAUCUCCUGUGGUGGAGCGCUUCACAUCAUCUCAGGAGACUGCUGUAACAGUGCUGUCCCACAUGGAAAUGAUCAACACACCCACGUCAAUUCCUCCUGCUACACCAGGUUUUACCUACUCCCAUGUUGAAGAUGUUGGACAGCCCGGGUUACAUUUCUCUGAUAUUCCAGUCCAGACUUCUCCCAGCAUCGUAGCACGAACCAACAGUGUCAGAGGGACAGAUUUAACUACACUUGUCUGGUGGGAUGAGUUUCCAGCCCCAAGCAGUGCUAAAUACUAUUUUAAUACCAGGGUUCCUUAUUGCCUGCUAUUCUUGUGUGUUCACAGUUUGAUUUUAACACUCCAGACUGUAGUAAUUGUGCUCAGUCUGUAUGUGAUGGGUAACACCAGGCAACUCUUGCACUCCAGAAAUAUUCCUGCUCAGCCUGUAGUUCUGGUAAGAAUAUUAAGAAGAUAGAGAAGUCUAGUCCAAGAAAGAACUGGAAGUGUUGCUUAAGAUGCUUUUUGAACAUUUAAGCAGUUAAUAGUCGAUUCAGAUCUGGAUUACAAAUCUUGAUAGCAAAGACCAUAAAGACCUUGUCUUUAUAACAUAAUGGAAAUGAGUUUUAUGCACCUUGCAGCAUUUGCCAAGGGUGGCUAUAGGCACUGUAAAUUGCUACAGCGCUUGGUGCAUGAACCCAGAGGGCAAGAUGAAAGUAUCUGUGGUCACCUCUACAUGUGUGCUGUGAGGUUCCUGCCUUGGAGUGCAGCCCUGUCGCUGCCAGAGGCUGCUGCCUGCUGAGUGUUCAUGGCUCAGAUGGAGUGCUAUCAAUGUAGGAACUCUUACACAGAACAUGUUUCCAACUGUGCUUUAGAGAUCGCCCAAAGUACUCCAAUACUAUUAUGCCCUAUACUGCCUGCAAUCGUUUGUCUCCUUACUGAGAAAACAAAUGAUGUUUUUGGGAGGAGAUGCUGGGAAGGACCUUUAAACAGGGGAUGUGUGCAGAAUGGUGUGGUGCAAGUGUUUUCACUUUUGCAUUUCAUCCUCAGCCCCUUUUCAGGAUGUGGCAUGAGGAAGGGCUACCAAUUAAAGCUAACAACAGAGGAAAAUGAUGAGCUAAGAAGUAUAAUCUUGAUGUAUUUUAUUGUUUGCUUGGAGGUUAUCUGUAAGCCUUGUGAAGUUCCCACAACUCUGAAUUUUAAGUAAACACUUUCAUCCUUAAACUUUGGUCAGUGGUUUGAAAAAUCAAGGUGUUCCUGGCUGCAUGAUGCAGGGAAUCUUGAAACCAGAGUACCAGGUAUCCGGAUGCCCAGGACUGAGGAUGGGCUCCACAAGGAUGAAUUGGUUUGAGAGAGAGCUGAUCUUGACUGAGCUGGAAUAGAAAAGAAUGGUCUCUCCUGGCCUUGGCUAGCAAAACAGCAGCAUACAGCUGAGGGGCAGGGAGCCUGCCUGAACUGAGGGCCACGAAGUGUCACCGCCAUUUUCAAGUCGGCUGGGGAACAUACACAACUUGCAACUUGGAGUGUUCAGUUACAUUUUCAGUCUCACUGUUUUUUACCUUCUUACAUACUGCUAUUCCCUGACUUCCAGUACUUUCAAGGCAACAACUAGGCAAUAGUGUGGGUUUUGGUCUUAUACUAAUAUUUUAUUAAUAUUUUGAACUGUAUGAAUUUUUUAGUUCAUAAGUAGACUGGUGCCUGUCAGACUGCCUGUGCUUUAGUAGCUCUUGGAUUAACUAUCAACUUUUAUCUACAUGAUGUGACUUAGUUUGUUCUUAAAAGCUCUGAUGUGCUUAAAAACCUCUGUGUGUGGUUCCCUGGCUCCUUGGGCCAGAGAGCCUCUACUCCAGGAGUAAUUCUGUAACCUUAGUGACUUUCUCACUAUUUGGGACUUUUCUGGAUGGCCUUGAAAUGUGCAUGACAUACUUGAGAUGAAGAAAACUUGCACUUCCUGCAGGUUUAUGGUUGGUUCCCUGCAGUGUGUUACUCUAGGUAGUGAGAAUAAACUGUGACUGCUUUGUUUCAAGGUGCUCUGCUGCUGGGCCUAAAUUCCACUUCCAGGCUGUGAGAAGAGAGAAGAACUUCUUCAGUGUUGAAUGAUUGUUGUC